Cryptococcus amylolentus CBS 6039 is the source of this 1966-nucleotide messenger RNA. RefSeq names its product isocitrate lyase, variant. Gene Ontology annotation, biological process: carboxylic acid metabolic process. Gene Ontology annotation, molecular function: isocitrate lyase activity. Bases 117 to 1616 code for a protein of 499 amino acids. The record is from RefSeq and is a predicted model, not a curated record. NCBI's taxonomy places the organism in Eukaryota, Fungi, Basidiomycota, Tremellomycetes, Tremellales, Cryptococcaceae. The transcript has 7 exons.
UCGGCAGAGGUCAUAUAUAAGACCACCCAUUGGAGAGAGAUGUCAAUUCCAUACUUGUCUUUUCACGACAAAUCUUUUCAAUUACUACCACAACAACGAUAACAUAUCCAGCAACCAUGGCAUCCGAACAAGCUGUAUUUGACGCCGAAGUCCAGGAAGUCGAACAAUUCCAGAAGCAACCCCGCUUCAAGAACAAGCUCCGCUCCUACUCUGCCGCCGAUGUCGUCUCUAAGAGGGGCACUCUGAGACUUUCAUACCCAUCAGACGUACAGGCGCAAAAGUUGCACAAGAUCUUGGAGAGUAAGGCGAGGGGAGAAGGUGGUGGCUGCACUGCUACCUAUGGAGCUCUCGACCCAGUCCAGAUCACACAAAUGGCCAAGUACCUCGAGACCGUUUACGUCUCUGGCUGGCAAUCAUCAUCUACAGCCUCCUCCUCCCUCGAACCCGGACCCGAUCUUGCCGACUACCCUUCCAACACUGUCCCCAACAAGGUCGCCCAACUCUUCACCGCCCAACUGUUCCACGACCGCAAACAGCGCUUCUACCGCUCACAGGCCCGCGCUGCUGGCGAGUCUCUUGAGCCUCCUGUCGACUACUUGCGCCCUAUCGUUGCUGAUGCCGAUACCGGUCACGGUGGUCUGACGGCUGUGAUGAAGUUGACAAAGAUGAUGGUCGAGAGCGGUGCCGCCGGUAUUCACAUCGAAGAUCAAGCCCCGGGUACGAAAAAGUGUGGUCACAUGGCUGGUAAAGUCCUCGUCCCCAUCUCCGAACACAUCAACCGUCUCCUCGCCAUGCGCCUCCAAUGCGACAUUAUGGGCACCACCAACCUCCUCGUCUGCCGAACCGACUCUGAAGCCGCCACCCUCAUCACCACCAACAUUGACCCCCGCGACCACGCUUUCAUCCUCGGUUCCACCAACCCCGACGCCGGCGAGCUCAACGAGCUCAUGCUCAAAGCCGAAGCUGAGGGCAAGAGCGGUGCGACUUUGCAGGCUAUCGAGGAUGAGUGGGUUGGCAAGGCGGGUUUGAAGCUUUACCCAGAGGUCCUCGCGGAGGCGCUCGAGAAGCAGGGUGUCGACAAAUCCAAGAUUGCCGAGUUUGUCUCAAAAGUCAGUGGAACGGCGCACGCUUCGCACUCUGCCACCACCGCCCUUGCCAAGUCCUACGGCCUCACCUCCCUCCCCUUCUGGUCUUGGGACACUCCCCGUUCCAGGGAAGGCUACUACCGAUACCAAGGCGGAACACAAUGCGCCAUCAACCGAGCUAUCGCGUUCGCCCCUUACGCCGACUUGCUUUGGAUGGAAACCAAGAGCCCCAUCUACAGCCAGGCCAAGGAAUUCGCCGAUGGUGUGCACAAGGUCCACCCGGGGCAGUGGUUGGCUUACAACUUGUCACCGUCGUUCAACUGGGAGAAGGCGGGGCUGGGGAAGAAGGAGAUGAAGGAGUACGUUUGGGAGCUGGGGAAGCUUGGUUUCGUCUUCCAAUUCAUUACUGUAUGUCUCACCCCUCUUCUGCUUCUUUUGUUGCAAGUACUGAUCUAUCUUAGCUUGCGGGUCUUCACUCGAAUGCCUACAUCAACGACCUCUUCGCCAAGUCAUUCGCUACCGAAGGCAUGAAGGCCUACGUCGAGCUUAUCCAAGGACGAGAACGCGAAAUUGGAUGCGACGUCUUGACUCAUCAAAAGUGGUCUGGAGCAGACUAUGCCGAUGCGAUGAUGAUGACCGUCACUGGUGGUGUUUCUUCUACCGCCGCCAUGGGCAAGGGUGUCACAGAGUCGCAGUUCGGUGGUGAUGACAAGAAGUCUUCACAUAAACUCUAGUCGGCUUGCUCUACUGUCUCUCUCUACCUUUUUCGGGCUCAGUCGUCUUGGAUCGGUGGUUCGGUGUAUGAUUAGGAAGAAUAUGUCCCAUACGGAAACAAAAUAGGAUUAGUGAUUAGAGCCUUUAUGAAUCGUUUUGCAUACGUA